Molecule: messenger RNA, 886 nt
Organism: Cuscuta campestris
Lineage: Eukaryota; Viridiplantae; Streptophyta; Magnoliopsida; Solanales; Convolvulaceae
Source: the annotation of a GenBank genome assembly
AUUUCCCAUAGGUUUCCCAGGAUUCCGGGGACCCAAGCAUAUAAGUUGUAGACUCCAGAGAAGAAGAGGGCGGACUCCCCAUAAGUCCCGUGGUUUUUAUUAUUCAUAACGAAGGCGUUUUCCAUGGAUUUCUUUGACCUAAUUGAUGUGGAUAAAACCAAGAGAGAUGACAAGCCCACUAAACCUGAGAAGAUGACGGAUAAAGAAUGGGAAAAACUGAAGAGAAAGACCUUGGGAACUAUCAGACAAUGGAUUGAUAUUAGCAUAUUCAAUCAUGUAUCUCAAGAGACUGAGACAUGUGGAGAAAAUUGGAGGGUCUUUAUGAGAGAAAGAUAGCUCAUAACAAGGCCUCGUUGAUUAAGAGGCUUGUUAGUCUCAAGUUGAAGCCAGGGAAGUCUUUUUUUGAGUACCAUAGUGACUUUCAAGAUAUCAUUAACAAGUUGACUGUGAUGAAAAUUGUUUUUGAUGAUGAGUUGCAGGCUUUAUUCAUAUUGAUUUCUUUGCCACACAGUUGGGAAACCUUGGUUGUGUCGAUAAGCAACUCAGCUCUAGAUGGUGUGCUUUCAUUGGAUGUCACUAAAGAGAGCAUGUUCAAUGAAGAGCUUAGAACAAAGGAGAUGGGUGUUGAUAUUUCACAGGCACUUGUGGUAGAGAAUAGAGGAAGAAGAAAGAGUUGAGGUCCCAAGGGGCGUGACAAGUCAAAGUACAGGUCGAAGUCCAAGGAUGGGAGAGAGGCCACGAUAUGUCACUAUUGUAACAAGCUUGACCAUAUUCAAAAGUUUUGCUAUAACUUGAAAGAGACUAGAAAAAGAAGAACAAUGAUCAUCACAAAGAGGGUGAUGACAAGAAUACAGCAACGACUUCUACUUCAGAUGAUAGUGUUUUU